This is a messenger RNA of Vigna radiata var. radiata (mung bean), 1506 nucleotides long. Its product is annotated as alkane hydroxylase MAH1-like. The transcript has a single exon. The record is from RefSeq and is a predicted model, not a curated record. NCBI's taxonomy places the organism in Eukaryota, Viridiplantae, Streptophyta, Magnoliopsida, Fabales, Fabaceae. Bases 1 to 1506 code for a protein of 501 amino acids. Gene Ontology annotation, molecular function: heme binding; oxidoreductase activity, acting on paired donors, with incorporation or reduction of molecular oxygen; iron ion binding.
AUGUUUUGCUAUGCAGCAGCAGCAAUUGCAGCAGUCUUCUGCAUAAUCUAUUUCUUCCAUCGGAGACUAUGUUGCAGAUACCCUCUCUUCACCGACUACCCCAUCAUCGGAAUGCUACCGGCGUUACUCUGCAAUCUGUGGCGCAUCCAUGAUUUUUCUGUUGAGGUGCUCAAAUCACAUGGGGGAACUGGUGAGUUCACUGGGCCAUGGUUUACAAACAUGAACUAUUUGAUCACCAGUGACCCCAUCAACGUGCACCAUAUUUUGAGCAAGAAUUUCAGCAACUACGUCAAGGGACCUGAGUUUCGUGAGAUCUUUCAGGCUUUCGGAGAUGGGAUAUUCACUGCUGAUGCAGAAACAUGGAAGUACAACAGGGAUCUCUUCCAGUCCCUCUUUAAAAACAGAAGCUUCGAGGUGUUUCUGGAGAAAACCAUUCGGAAGAAGGUGCAGAAUAGUCUACUUGUCGUGUUGGAUCAUGUGCAACAACAAGGGAGGGUGGUGGAUCUUCAAGAUGUCUUCAAUCGCUUCACCUUCGACAACAUAUGUUCCACAGUUCUUGGAUACGACCCUAAUUGCCUCUCCCUUGAUUUUCCAGAAGUUGCAAUCGAGAAGGCUUUUAAUGAAAUAGAGGAGUCCAUUUUCUACAGACAUGUAAUGCCAAAGCGUCUUUGGAAGCUGCAAAGAUGGCUUCAAAUUGGUCGAGAGAAGACGAUGACAGAAGCAUGCAAAUCGUUUGAUGAGUUCAUACAUGCACUCAUAGCGUCUAAGUUUGAAAAACUAAGCAAGUACAACGAAAAUAAAACAGGAGAAGCCUGUGCUGAUUUGCUGACAACUGUGAUGAGAGAGGGGAAGGAACAACACGAUGCUGGCUUUCUAAGGGAUGCUGUGUUCAAUCUUUUUGUAGCUGGGAGAGAUACCUUAACUUCAGCUCUCACAUGGUUCUUUUGGCUUGUUGCUACAAACCCUUUGGUGGAAGCGAAGAUUCUUGAAGAGAUGAAUGAAAAGAUUGGAAGAAAUGAAAAUACAGCAUCGAUUUUAACUAUAGAGGAAGUGAAAAAACUAGUUUAUCUGCAUGGUGCUAUAUGUGAAACAUUGAGACUCUUUCCUUCUAUACCUUUCGAACGCAAACAAGCCCUUGAAGCUGACGUGCUUCCUAGUGGUCAUGGUGUUAAUCCCAGAACAAUGAUAUUAUUUUCACUGUAUGCAAUGGGAAGAUUUGAGGAAAUAUGGGGAGAAGAUUGCAUGGAGUUGAAGCCAGAGAGAUGGAUUUCACAGAAAGGAGGUAUUGUUUAUGUACCAUCUUACAAAUUCGUUGCUUUUAAUGCAGGACCUAGGACAUGCUUAGGUAAAGAGUUGUCCUUUCUUCAAAUGAAGAUUGUUGCAGCUGCUAUUUUGCGCAAUUAUCAUGUCCAAGUGGUGGAAGGUUCUGUUGUUACGCCAAAUCUUUCUGUUGUUCUUCUCAUGAAGAAUGGUUUAAAGGUUAAGAUAACGAAAAGAGAAACUUAA